Gorilla gorilla gorilla (western lowland gorilla) is the source of this 528-nucleotide messenger RNA. It is a transcript of the gene TSHB, whose product is annotated as thyroid stimulating hormone subunit beta. Gene Ontology annotation, biological process: G protein-coupled receptor signaling pathway. The transcript has 3 exons. Gene Ontology annotation, cellular component: cytoplasm; extracellular region. Gene Ontology annotation, molecular function: hormone activity. The coding region runs from base 37 to 453 and encodes 138 amino acids. The record is from RefSeq and is a predicted model, not a curated record. Lineage: Eukaryota; Metazoa; Chordata; Mammalia; Primates; Hominidae.
GUCACCACAGCAUCUGCUCACCAAUGCAAAGUAAGCAUGACUGCUGUCUUUCUGAUGUCCAUGCUUUUUGGCCUUGCAUGUGGGCAAGCGAUGUCUUCUUGUAUUCCAACUGAGUAUACAAUGCACAUCGAAAGGAGAGAGUGUGCUUAUUGCCUAACCAUCAACACCACCAUCUGUGCUGGAUAUUGUAUGACACGGGAUAUCAAUGGCAAACUGUUUCUUCCCAAAUAUGCUCUGUCCCAGGAUGUUUGCACAUAUAGAGACUUCAUCUACAGGACUGUAGAAAUACCAGGAUGCCCACUCCAUGUUGCUCCCUAUUUUUCCUAUCCUGUUGCUUUAAGCUGUAAGUGUGGCAAGUGCAAUACUGACUAUAGUGACUGCAUACAUGAAGCCAUCAAGACAAACUACUGUACCAAACCUCAGAAGUCUUAUCUGGUAGGAUUUUCUGUCUAAUAGUGAUAUAAUUUGCAAUUUGGUUAAAUGUGCUUGCCUGAAAUAAAGCUAAUAAAAAUAUUAUGUUUCACAUUA